Messenger RNA from Solea senegalensis (Senegalese sole), 3845 nucleotides. It is a transcript of the gene stk36, whose product is annotated as serine/threonine kinase 36 (fused homolog, Drosophila). Gene Ontology annotation, biological process: protein phosphorylation. The transcript has 19 exons. The record is from RefSeq and is a predicted model, not a curated record. Bases 125 to 3364 code for a protein of 1079 amino acids. Gene Ontology annotation, molecular function: protein kinase activity; ATP binding. Lineage: Eukaryota; Metazoa; Chordata; Actinopteri; Pleuronectiformes; Soleidae. Gene Ontology annotation, cellular component: cytoplasm.
AGUAACGACCUAAACAUGCGCUGAUAGUAGUGUAGAGACGUAACUUGUGGUGGGUUCUUAUUACACGUUUUAAAUCCAGCUGUGUCGCUGGUUUAAUUGCUACAGUUAGCUUCCUCCCGUCAACAUGGAUCGGUAUCAUGUUCUAGAGCUGGUGGGAGAGGGUUCAUUCGGUCGAGUUUUCAAGGGAAGGAGAGGCUUCGGUGGUCAGGUGGUGGCUCUGAAGUUCAUGCCAAAGGUGGGUCGCUCUGAAAAGGAAUUGCGAAGCCUCAAGAGGGAGAUUGAAAUUAUGAGAGGUCUGGAACAUCCAAACAUCGUCCAACUCUAUGACAGCUUUGAGACUGAAACGGAGGUUGUCGUUGUAACUGAGUAUGCAGAGGGUCAGUUGUUCCAGAUUCUUGAGGAUGAUGGGAAGUUACCAGAAAGCCAGGUCAGAGAGAUUGCGUGCCAGCUGGUCUCAGCCCUGUAUUAUUUACACUCGCAUCGGAUUCUUCAUCGUGACAUGAAACCACAAAAUAUACUCUUGGGGAAAAGUGGGGUGGUGAAACUGUGUGACUUUGGGUUUGCCAGGGCCAUGAGUGUCUCCACAUUAGUGCUGACGUCUAUCAAAGGAACACCGCUGUACAUGUCUCCUGAGCUGGUGGAGGAAAAGCCAUAUGACCACACAGCUGAUCUGUGGUCUUUAGGCUGCAUCCUGUAUGAGCUCCACACGGGGAUGCCUCCUUUCUACACCAACUCCAUCUUCCACCUUGUUCAACUCAUUGUGGGAGAAGCAGUAAAAUGGCCAGACAUGAUGAGUGACACCUGCAUGAGUUUCCUGAAAGGUUUGCUAAUGAAAGACCCUCAGAAACGGUUGUCAUGGCCCAACCUCUUGCACCAUCCCUUUGUUGCUGAUGGUGUUCUAGCUUUUUCAGACCCAGGUGUUUUCAGCCCUCUGACGGUCACACCCAGCCCAGACAUGAUGACACAGAAACUUCAGCAAGUGGCAGAGAAGACAGUAACGGCUUCUGGAGGGAGUCGAUUACUGCAAAAGGCCAGGGAACUGAGCAACAACAGCAGCAGAGGGAAACCAGCAGAUCGUGCCAAUGCAACAAUUACAAAGGGUAGAAGGGGAAAUCAAAGGGUCCACACAGCGACUGCAGCAACACACCAGACAGCCAAGCCCCACCACAGUGAUGGCUCUGUCACCUCAGAGCAGUCGGUCAUGGCAGCCGAUCAAAUCCUUAGCUCCAAGAUUCAACCCUGCAUGAGAUCAAAACACAGCAGGGGUCAGAUCAGCAGAGACUACGAAAAGCAGUUCCCUUCUGUUGGAGCUGGCCCGCGACUGCUAAGGCAAUCCACUGACAAAUACCAACAAACCACAGUGCUCCAGCAGAAUGUUGACAGUGUGGAGUAUUGGAAAGAACUGGUCCAGGAAUCUGAUCCAUUCAAAGAGAAGAAAGAGCAGUUCAAUUACACUGCUAUUAUACCUUUACUUAAAGUCAAGCUACUGGCACUUCAGCUAACCGCUGUUGAAGAAGCAUGGCACAUCCACCAACCACUCAAAGUCUUACGCAACCUACUUCUGAACUCUGACCAUGAGAAGACAAACCACAUUGGUCGUGAACUCUGUUUACCCCAUGUCCUCUUGGAUCAGGUCCAUGAUAAUGUGGAAAACUCCAACUACAUCAAGCAUCCCUGGAUUGUGUCAGCACUGGGUGAAAUGAUUAUAGUGCUCAUGAUCUACUGGGAUAAGCAUCCUGAUAGUUUGAAAGAAAAUCAGAGACUGAGAGAAGAAUUCACCAAACCCUUCGUCUUCAUUCUUUGUGAACCAGACCUCAUCCCUUUGGCACCGUUAGCUGCCUCUGUUUUGUCUCUGUGUACACAACACGAUGUGGAUGUCGGCGCAGAUAUGAUCAGUGUCUCAUCAGUGAUGAAAAACCUUCUGUUGGACUUGUUUAAGCCCCAGCUUUCUCUUCCCUAUGGGUGGGGCCUCUUUGAUGGUCUCCUGUCUUUGCUCCUAAACCUGCUCACUAAGCAUGAUGGUGAGUUUGAAGGUUCCAGUUUAGAUCCUGAUGUGUUUCUGAAUUUGUGGAAGAAAAUUGGGACUUUACUAGCAAAGACAACAACAGACACAGACUUCUGUUCUGCAAAAGGUCUGUUUUCCUUUCUGUCCAUUGCACUGUUCGUCUUCACCAAGGAUCCUUACUCAUGCAUUCCUCUGUUUUCUGUGAGUGAAUCAAAAUGUGUAUACACUCUUGGCCGGCUGCUGGACACUGACUGUCUUCAUCCAUUCAUUGAAGGUAGUCCCCUGUGGUUGGAGGUGGAUCAGAAUCACCACAGACUCGCUAUGAUGAGCUGCCAAUUGCUGUGCUUUCCAUUUGCUCUGGAUCUGCCUCUGCAUGCUAUGUCCACCAUUCUCCAGUUGUAUGAUAGUUGUGGAAUUGUGGAACGCCUUGUGCAGUUUUUGAUGUUCGUCUCUUGGCAGGUAAUUCAGACCAUUCCUGUUCUCCAGCUGGAGCUGCCUCUCUCCCUGCUGAGCCAUUUGCUCCUGUGUGACUCUGAGCCCUCUGUUUGCAGCCUCAGAAAAGCUGCUUGUGUGUUUUUCACACCACGCAGAGACAGCCUCAUCAGUGCUUCUAAACACCAGACUCCGGCAACUAGAACUGCAAACUCUCUGCUCUUCGACUUGCUGCAACUUGAUGUGCUGUGGGAUUCUGCUGCCGAGCUUUUAACUCUGUGGUCUCAUGUUGCCCGUUGUUCUACCCAGCCUGUCUGCCCUCAGUUCCACUUUGAAGCCUCACUGCUACACCAGGCACUGGCUCACACUCAUGACCAGAUCAGGGCUGGCACAUGCAGGCUUCUUGGAAAUCUGGAUCCAUUCGGGCCUUCUACAUCACUGCAACCUGAUAUUUUAAGAAGCAUAACAGUCUGUCUUCAUGAUUCCUACCUUUCAGUGCGUCGGAUGGCCUGCAGGGCAGUUGGGAACUGGUUAGGAUAUAUUGCAGUAUGGGCUGGGUUUAAAAUGGGCUGGUCCAAUACAAGGUGGAGUAAAAAACUUGAGGUUUCACACAGUGAAGCCUCUGCAGCAGAACAGGGAGUAGAUGAUGAGGAAAGGAGUAGGUGGAUAGAUGAAGCCAGUAGGACAGCGGCCACACUGUUGUCUCUGGUGACUGACCCUGAUGACAUUACACGCUGUCACAGUUGUGCAGCCCUGGGAAACUUGGUAUGUGUUGAUGGUGCCGUGUCAUUUUUGGUGGAGGAGGAGGUGUUCACCUUACUUCUGAGAGUUGCAUGCACAGAUUCCCAUAAUGCAGUGAGAAAAGCUGCCAUAUCAACCCUGUCCAUCUGCAGCAAGCAGGAUACAAUAGGUCAUGUCAUGAAAUGAACAGGUUCCAGGAAGAAAGACAUUUCUGUCCUGAGGAUUUAUCCAGAAGCAUUCUCUAGUAAGAGGCAGAUUAGAUAUUUAUGUGGAGGAUAAAUCACUUAACCUUGCUUUAGACGUCUCUACAACUUUGUCCCUGAUCUGUCUAAUGCUCCUUGGUCUUCAUGAUUCUGUUGGUUUGGUAAUGUUCUCUACCAAUCAGAGGCCUUCACAGAACAGGUGUAUGUAUUCUGAGAUUAAAUUGUAUGAUGGACUCCAUUUUCUAGUUAUGUGAUUUAAGGCAAUUAGUUGGAUUGGAUUUUACUUAAGGGUUUCACAGUAAAGGGGGUUGAAUACUUAAGCAUAACCCUUUUCAGAUUUAUAUUUGUAAAUCAUUUUGAAAACCAUGUAAUGUGUCCUUCCCACUUGAAAAGGAUGUACUAUUUUAUGUUGGUCUGUCAAAAAAAAUCUCAUUAAAAAAAUAAAUAAAAAUGUGGUUGUCAUG